AUGAAACUUUGUUUGUUCGUCGAGGCAGGCCUCAUUGGCCUCGCCGCUGCCGGGCCGUGGGGCAAUCCCGAGCCAAAAGGCCAUGAAUAUCACCCAGUCAGACCAGGGGAUAGUCGCUCCCCUUGCCCUGGCCUCAACGUCCUGGCCAGUCACGGCUUCCUCCCUCGCUCGGGGAAGAACAUCGACAAGGAAGCGGUCAGAUCGGCCGUAUCAGCAGCUUACAACUAUGAGCACACCACGUUUGACAGCGCCUUCGACGAUGCCGUCAACUUCAAACUGACGACGACGGGGAACGCGUCGACCUUCAACCUAGCCGACUUGGCAGCGCACGACAAGGUCGAAUUCGACGGCUCCCUGUCGCGUAACGAUUUUUAUUUCGGCGAUGACCUGCACUUUUCCCCCGUCAUCUGGGCCACCACGGCAAAGCGGCUGGGUCUCUACAAGACCGGUCCCACCGAGCAGGACAAGUACAUCACCAUCGAGGUGGCAGCCAAGGCCCGCGCAGCACGCGUGAAGGAUGCCAUGGCUGCCAACCCCAAUUUCAACGCCUCAGUCAAUCAGAUGAGGGGAAGCCCCGGCACGACGGCGCUCUUUCUGACAACCUUGUGGGAUGACAAGGCCGGCGGGGCGCCGAAAGCGUGGGUCAAGGCUUGGUUCGAGGAAGAGCGCCUCGCGUAUAAAGAGGGAUACACCUUCCCUGCAGUGCAGAGGAACGGUACCACCAUCGGUGAUAACUUCCAAAAGAUCCUAGCGGUGCCGGUUUAG
Lasiosphaeria miniovina is the source of this 765-nucleotide messenger RNA. RefSeq names its product Chloroperoxidase. The record is from RefSeq and is a predicted model, not a curated record. The transcript is spliced from 3 exons. The coding region runs from base 1 to 765 and encodes 254 amino acids. Gene Ontology annotation, molecular function: peroxidase activity. Lineage: Eukaryota; Fungi; Ascomycota; Sordariomycetes; Sordariales; Lasiosphaeriaceae.